Messenger RNA from Ochotona curzoniae (black-lipped pika), 901 nucleotides. Its product is annotated as putative caspase-16. Lineage: Eukaryota; Metazoa; Chordata; Mammalia; Lagomorpha; Ochotonidae. The coding region runs from base 131 to 901 and encodes 256 amino acids. The transcript has 6 exons. Gene Ontology annotation, biological process: proteolysis. Gene Ontology annotation, molecular function: cysteine-type endopeptidase activity. The record is from RefSeq and is a predicted model, not a curated record.
GUGAUCCUUCAUGUGCCUGCAGCGGCCCACAGGACACAGAAGACGGUGAAGGGCUGAGUCCCCUGAGGCCAUGUGGAUGAGUCUACGCACCUCUCCAUAGGCAGAACCCAUUCCCAGUGCUCAGUACGACAUGUCCGGGGCCAGAGCUGCCCUCCUCCUGGCUGUGACCCAAGGCCGGCCGGGAGCCGCGCGUGAUGUGGAGGCUCUAGGGGGCCUGUGUCGGACCCUGGGCUUCCAGACCACCUUGAGGAUAGACCCCACGGUCCAGGCCUUUUGGGAGGAGCUAGCCCGGUUCCAGGAGCAGCUGGACUCCCACCAGGGCCCUGUGAGUUGUGUGCUUAUGGCCCUGAUGGCCCAUGGUGGGCCACGGGGGCAGCUGCUGGGGGCUGAUGAGCAGGAGGUACAGCCAGAGGCGCUAGUGCAGGAGCUGUGCUGCUGCCCGACGCUGCGGAGCUGUCCCAAGAUCAUCCUGGUUCAGGCGUGCCGUGGGGGGAACAGGGAUGCUGGCAGGAGUUUGAGGGCUCUGCCCUGGUACCGGCGCUGGCUGUGGGCACCCCCCGCCCUCCCCUCCCAUGCAGAUGUUCUCCAGGUCCAUGCUGAUGCUCAAGGCGGCUGUCUCAGGGGUCCCACUUCAGGGAGCUGCAGCCAAGCAGACGUGCUGAUGGUCUACGCAGCCUCUGAGGGCUGUGUGGCCUAUCGGGAUGAGAAGGGCUCUGACUUCAUCCAGACGCUGGUGGAUGUCCUCAGGGCGGACCCCAGGAGAGACCUCCUGGAACUGCUGACUGAGGUGAACAGGCGCGUGUGUGAGCUGGACGUGCUGGGGCCCGACAGCGACGAGCCGCGCAAGGCCUGCCUGGAGAUCCGGAGCUCGCUGCGGGGCCGGCUCUGCCUGCGGGGCUGA